Molecule: messenger RNA, 543 nt
Organism: Exophiala aquamarina CBS 119918
Lineage: Eukaryota; Fungi; Ascomycota; Eurotiomycetes; Chaetothyriales; Herpotrichiellaceae
Exons: 3
Coding region: 1-543 (180 amino acids)
Cellular component (GO): mitochondrial outer membrane
Molecular function (GO): nascent polypeptide-associated complex binding
Source: RefSeq, a predicted model, not a curated record
AUGAGUUACGCAGAUGUUGCCGCCAGUGGCCCCAAGCAGUCCGCAGAUGAGGUAUGUCGCGCAGCACCAGUCCCAGAACUUAAUCACUCCGAAUCCGAAUCCGCCAGCUUGAUUGAUGUCGACUCCCCCCACGUGGGUUCUGUCAAGUCGGAUUUCCAAGAACAGGCUGUGAAGACAGAGACCCAGGCGGAGAGAAUUGAGCACGAGUUCGAAGACAAGGCCCGUGCUGAGGCUCGACAGGCUGCCGAUGCAGCAGAUAAGGCUAAGAAGAGGGCCGCUACGAAGGGCAAGGAGGUCAAGGACGCCCUCAAGAAGGACGGCAGGAAGUUGAGUGAAAACAGAGACAACCCGGUUGUGGUUGGCAAUGCUAUAAUAUGGGGAAUUGCGACUGUUGCCAUCGGAUAUGGGGCAUAUCAGAAGCACAGUGAAGGCAAGUUGGACUGGAAGCUUGCCGGAACAGUUGCUGGUGUUGUGGGCGCUUUUGGUGUGGCAGACUACUUUGGGAGCAAGUGGCUGCUCGAAAACAAGUAUCCUCCCAAAUAG